Purpureocillium takamizusanense is the source of this 1482-nucleotide messenger RNA. RefSeq names its product Palmitoyl-CoA hydrolase (gene TES1). Gene Ontology annotation, molecular function: fatty acyl-CoA hydrolase activity. Bases 154 to 1203 code for a protein of 349 amino acids. Gene Ontology annotation, cellular component: peroxisomal matrix. The transcript has 3 exons. Gene Ontology annotation, biological process: fatty acid catabolic process; acyl-CoA metabolic process. Lineage: Eukaryota; Fungi; Ascomycota; Sordariomycetes; Hypocreales; Ophiocordycipitaceae. The record is from RefSeq and is a predicted model, not a curated record.
GUACCACCACCAGACUGCUUCGACGACGGAUCGCCACAAGGCAGGGCGGCUGCGUGACGUUGCAUCCAUCGGCGGCGACUACGGACGGGCCUCACCGGACCAACAGUGGACGACGAACGGCACCCCGCAAGGGCCUGAUAACAGACGCGCGUCAUGGAGACGGACGAGGGCUCGACGCUCAUCAAGCCGCCGCCCAAGGACCCCAACAAGGCGCCCAUCGAGAAUGUGCUCGAGGUGACCGAGAUGGCCGUCCUGGGACCGGACAUCUUCACCAACACGCGGCCGCAGUGGCAUCCCCCGGGGGCGCGCGGCAUCUACGGCGGCUCCGUCAUCGCGCAGUGCCUCGCCUCGGCGCAGAAGACGGUGCCGGACCACUUCCUCGUCCACUCGUGCCACUGCUACUUCCUCCUCGCGGGGUCCGCCGACGUGCCGAUCCUGUUCCACGUGGAGCGGGUGCGCGACGGCCGGUCGUUUGCGACGCGCACCGUGCAGGCGCGCCAGCGAGGACGAUGCAUCUUCACCACCACCAUCAGCUUCACGCGCGAGGGGUCCGGCGGCGAGCAACAGGUGCGCCACGCGACGCCGCUGCCCGAGGGGGUGGAGCCGCCGCCGGCCGAGGACUGGGACGGCGGGCCCGAGCACGCGCGCAUGGGGCCGUUCCAGAGCCGCAGGAUCGAGGUGCUGCGGGCGCGGGACCCCGAGGCGCGGCCCGACGAGCGCAAGGCGCGGCAGUGGCUUCGCUCGCGGGGCACCAUCUCGGCGGCGGGCGGGCACCAGGCGCACCUCGAGGCGCUGGCGUACAUUUCGGACAGCUACUUCAUCGGGACGGUGUCGCGCGUGCACCGGCUGUGGCGCUUCCCCUUUGCCCCCGAGGAGGUGCCCGGCCUGCCCGCCGAGGUGCGCCGCCAGGUCGAGGAGCUGAGCGAGUUCGAGGGCAUGGGCUCGCGCGUCGAGGACUGGGUCGGCAGGCCGUCGGUGGGCAUGCUGGUGAGCCUCGACCACAGCAUCUACUUCCACGAGCCGCUGCGCGUCCGCGCCGACGACUGGAUGUUCACCGAGAUGGAGAGCCCGUGGUCGGGCGACGGGAGGGGCGUCGUGCUGCAAAGGAUUUUUGCCAAGGACGGGACCCUGCUGGCGACGUGCGUGCAAGAGGGCGUCAUCCGGCUGAAGCAGGACGGCGGCGAAAGGGCCGGAAAGCUGUGACGAGACUGAAUACAGGCUGACCGGUUUGGACGUUCGUCCCCCCCCAAUCAUUGGAUCAUAUGUUGCGUUUGUGGAUGUGGAUGUGUGUUUGCGGUACCAUGGCGUGCCCAUUGCUCGGCACAAACACCCCCCUCCCGAGCAAGGACGACCUUGUUUUUUCACUUUGUUCAUAUUGUUCUGUGCCUCGGUUUCCACACGCCCCCCCUCCCCUGCGCGCUCGCGCCCUUAGACUUAGAUUUCGAAUGAUGCCUCAAUACACACAUACACGCUUGCCAGCUG